Messenger RNA from Staurois parvus, 975 nucleotides. The record is from the annotation of a GenBank genome assembly. Lineage: Eukaryota; Metazoa; Chordata; Amphibia; Anura; Ranidae.
GUAUAUAGGGCGGCUCCGGCGUGCUCAGCGCACUCUGCAGCAGGACAGUGUGAGAGGCAGAAACUACAGGCAACUAACACCAUGGUGAAGAUUGGUAUCAAUGGAUUUGGCCGUAUCGGGCGUCUGGUGACCCGUGCUGCUAUUCAGUCUGGAAAGGUCGAGGUUGCACACAUCAAUGACCCCUUCAUUGACGUUGGUUACAUGGUUUACAUGUUCAAGUAUGACUCCACUCAUGGACGCUUCAAGGGAGAUGUGAAGAGUGAAGGCAGCAAGCUGAUCAUCAAUGGCAAGGCCAUCACCGUGUCUCAGGAACGGGACCCAGCUGCAAUCAAAUGGGGAGAGGCUGGUGCCGACUACGUUGUGGAAUCUACCGGUGUGUUCACAACCAUCGAGAAGGCCUCUGCUCACUUGAAGGGAGGUGCCAAGCGUGUUAUCAUCUCUGCACCUUCUGCUGAUGCCCCCAUGUAUGUCGUUGGUGUCAACCAUGAAAGCUAUGACAAGACAAACAAAGUUAUCAGCAAUGCCUCCUGUACCACCAACUGCCUGGCUCCUCUUGCAAAGGUCAUCAAUGACAACUUUGGAAUUGUGGAGGCGUUGAUGACCACUGUCCAUGCUUACACCGCUACACAGAAGUGUGUGGACGGACCAUCUGGCAAACUGUGGCGUGAUGGCAGAGGUGCUGGACAGAACAUCAUCCCAGCAUCCACUGGUGUGCUGCCAAGGCUGUCGGCAAAGUCAUCCCUCAGCUGAACGGAAAACUCACCGGCAUGGCUUUCAGAGUCCCCCACCCCCAACGUGUCUGUGGUUGACCUGACCUGCCGCCUGGAAAAGCCUGCCAAAUAUGAUGACAUCAAAGCCGCAGUGAAGGCUGCAUCUCAGGGACCACUGAAGGGAAUUCUGGGAUACACAGAUGAGGAGGUAUGCUUCUCGCUAGUCACAUUUAGAAUGGAACUCCUACAGACACCUGGUGUCUAA